Messenger RNA from Colius striatus (speckled mousebird), 5832 nucleotides. It is a transcript of the gene NAA25, whose product is annotated as N-alpha-acetyltransferase 25, NatB auxiliary subunit. The record is from RefSeq and is a predicted model, not a curated record. NCBI's taxonomy places the organism in Eukaryota, Metazoa, Chordata, Aves, Coliiformes, Coliidae. The transcript has 24 exons. Gene Ontology annotation, cellular component: NatB complex; cytoplasm. Gene Ontology annotation, molecular function: protein-N-terminal amino-acid acetyltransferase activity; protein binding. The coding region runs from base 6 to 2921 and encodes 971 amino acids. Gene Ontology annotation, biological process: N-terminal peptidyl-methionine acetylation.
UCAUCAUGGCGGCGCGGGGCCAUGUGCAGGACCCCAACGACCGGCGCCUGCGGCCCAUCUACGAUUAUCUCGACAAUGGCAAUAAUAAAAUGGCAAUCCAGCAGGCGGAUAAACUGCUCAAAAAGCACAAGGAUCUGCACUGUGCAAAGGUUCUAAAGGCCAUUGGCUUGCAGAGAACUGGCAAGCAAGAUGAAGCAUACGCUCUGGCACAAGAAGUGGCAGCACUCGAGCCCACGGAUGAUAAUUCCCUGCAAGCACUGACUAUCCUCUACCGGGAAAUGCACAGACCGGAACUGGUAACUAAACUUUAUGAGGCAGCUGUAAAGAAGGUUCCCAACAGCGAGGAGUAUCACUCUCAUCUCUUCAUGGCCUAUGCCAGGGUUGGAGAAUACAAGAAGAUGCAACAGGCUGGAAUGGCACUUUAUAAGAUUGUACCCAAAAACCCUUACUAUUUCUGGUCUGUGAUGAGCCUGAUCAUGCAGUCUAUUUCAGCACAGGAUGAACACCUCUCAAAGACCAUGUUUUUGCCACUAGCUGAGAGAAUGGUGGAAAAAAUGGUGAAAGAGGAUAAGAUUGAAGCUGAGGCUGAAGUUGAACUGUACUACAUGAUUCUGGAACGUUUGGAGAAGUAUAAGGAAGCCUUAGAUGUUGUGAGAGGAAAACUAGGAGAGAAGCUGACGAGUGAGCUCCAAAGCCGGGAGAACAAGUGUAUGGCGAUGUACAAGAAGCUGUGUAGGUGGCCGGAGUGCAACGCGCUGUCGAGGAGGCUGCUGCUCAAAAACUCAGAUGAUUGGCAGUUUUAUAUAACGUACUUUGAUUCAGUGUUUCAACUCAUUGAUGAGUCCUGGACACCCCCACCAGAGGAAGAGCACUCUUUGGAAGGAGAGGUGCACUAUUCUGUAGAGCAAGCUGUGAAGUUCAUAGAAGAGAGGAUAACAGAAGAAUCCCAGAGCUCUCGGCCGCUUCGGGGACCGUAUUUAGCUCAACUGGAGCUGAUUCGCCGCUUGCGACACCGAGGCUGUAACGAUGAGUAUAAACUAGGUGAUCCAGAAGAACUAAUGUUCCAAUACUUCAAGAAGUUUGGAGACAAGCCCUGCUGUUUUACUGAUCUCAAAGUAUUUGUGGAUCUCCUCCCAUCCAGCCAAUACACAAAGUUCGUCGGGGAGCUGCUGGGAGUGAUCCCUCUGGCAGCAGGGCCGGGGAGCGAGGCGGCGCUGCCGGCCGACAUCCGAGCGCUGCAGCAGCACCUGUGUGUGGUGCAGCUCUCGCGCCUGCUCGGGCUCUACCACGCCAUGGAGAAGCAGCAGAAGCUGACGGUGGUGCGGGAGCUGAUGGUCAGAUACCGCCAUGGGUUGGAGUUUGGGAAGUCUUGUUUGAAAACUGAACUGCAGUUUUCAGAUUACUACUGCCUGCUUGCAGUUCACCUGCUGCUGGAUUUGUGGCUAGAAGGUGAAGACACAGCUGUGUGGCAGUGCCUAACUCUCUUAGAAGAAGGGUUAUCUCAUAGCCCUUCUAAUGCUCAGUUUAAAUUGCUGCUCAUUCGAAUCUACUGCAGGCUUGGUGCAUUUGAACCCGUUGCAGAGCUCUAUUCCAGCCUUGAUGCAAAACACAUACAGCACGACACCAUCGGCUAUCUCCUGACACGCUAUGCAGAGGCACUGGGCCACUACGCUGCUGCAUCCCAAUCCUGCAAUUUUGCACUCAGGUUUUUCCACUCCAACCAGAAAGAUACCUCAGAAUAUAUCAUCCAAGCCUACAAGUACGGGGCGUUUGAGAAGAUCCCAGAGUUCAUUGCGUUUCGGAACAGGCUCAACUCUUCCCUUCACUUUGCUCAAGUUCGCACAGAACGGAUGCUGUUAGACCUCUUACUUGAAGCAAAUAUAUCAACCAGUUUAGAAGAAAGUGUCAAGUCCAUGAGCCUGAGCCCAGAAGAGGAUGACAUUCCAUGGAAAGAUCUGCGGGACAACAGAGACCUGACAGUCCUGUUUAACUGGGAUCCCAAAGACAAGGACGUUUCUGAAGAGCAUAGGAAACUGUCACUGGAGGAAGAGACGUUGUGGCUGCGGAUCCGGUCGCUGACGCUGCGGCUGGUGAGCAGCCUCCCGACCCUCACCCACCCCCUCCAGCCCAGGAACUCGGAGAAGGCUGCAGAGAACGGCGUCUCCUCCAGGAUCGACACCGUUCGAGCCCUGCUGCAGCAGCUGGAAGCAGCAGUGGAUUCAGGGAAGAAGUUUCUAGAACAGAAAAUUCAGUAUCCUGUCCUUGGCCCUCCUCCUACCCGAAUGGCUGGCUUCUUCAGUAAUGGCAGCUGUCAGUGCCAGACUAGCUUGUUUUAUCUUGUUAGUGAUAUUUAUGAACUAGAUACCAAUGGCUUAGAAGAUUCAGCAGAAAUCCAGGAAAGGAUAGGGAAUAGUUUCAAGUCUUUAGUAGAACGACUAACAGACCUGUUCAAUAAAUGUAAAGGUGAUUUGAUUGAAGUCAGAGAUGGCACCUUGAAAACUCAUCCACACCUAUUAGAAAACCUGGUCUUCUUUGUUGAGACCAUCUCCAUUGCCCUGUGGGUAUCAAGUUACUGUGACAGUGUCCUACGACCUUUUAAAUCCAACCUGCAGAAAAAGAAGAAGAAAAAAAAAGAAAGCAGUGUCACAAUGCCUCCUGUGUUUACACAUUUCCUGGAUUAUGUUACUGAACUUCAGACAUUAACUUCCAAUGUAAUAGAUCACAUCAAAGGGCUUGAAAUCAUUCUGACUGCACUAAAACUUGAAGAGCUGUCCCUCAAGGACACUCUGCUUUUACAGGAAGAGAAAAAGUUUACAAAGACUGUGCAAGGGAAGGUCCAGAGCAGCUACCAUCACUCUGUCCAGGAAAUUGGGGAGCUGCUGAAAAAGAGACUGGACACCAUUAAAAAACUAAAGAUUUGAGCAAAUGCAUCCUUGACAGACUCCACCAGGGAGUGACACCAGAGUCCCAGACAGGAGCAACAUCCAACAGACCAUCACUUUAACCCAGAACUUCCUCAUGAUGCAUGAAGGACUUAAAAAUCAUAAACCUUUUUUUUUUUAGGUAUUACAGAUGCAUUGAGCUGAUUUAAAUUAUUGUACAGAAUCGAGGAGCAGGGACCCUGCUGGGGUUUGACCACUUUUGAUACAUGUUCAUAAGCAUCCUGCAACAGGAGAAAGGCAACUUUCUUCCCUUCCGAUCUCUAGAAACAACUGGAGAUGGUCUUUAGAAGCAGCAAUAGAAAUCCAGUGUAAAGCAUUUAUCUCCAAGGAGUUGUAUUUUCAUCACCAUACAGUGUUUAUAAUUUUUGUAUGGUCCUUGCCUUAGAAAUGCAGAACUUGUAGAUGCCCACGUUGAGCUGCCUCCAACGCCACGAGCCCCUCCUGGAGCUGCCCGUCAGCCGCCCGCUCCUCCCGAAGGAACGCAGCAGGGAGAGGUGAGGCUGCCCUCAGGAACCCUCUGCAGGGAGGUGGGGAGGAGAAGGCAAGCUCCUGCAAGGAGAGAACUACCUGAGGGAAGAGCUGUGUGGUGUCCCUGGACGCUCAGGUGGGCGUCACCUGAGGAGCAAACGUGGCCGUUGGGAGACGGGAGCUGGUGUCUGAGAAAGGAAAGAGUGGGAACCAGAGACCUUGUAUAUAGUAGGUGCAGUGAAGUCUGAGGGUUCCGUGGCAAACAGCAACCACCAUGACUUUUUACAAGUGUAUUUAGAUUACUGAGACUUUAAGACUUAACUAUUUUAAUAGAAAUGAAACCCUGUUGGCUUUGGUUUGAAGUUGCCAGAGGUGACUUUGGCUUCCGCUGCGGUGUGAGGCCGAGGGGAGAUUUUGUAACCAUGUGCUUGCUUUUUGCAGUUGAUCUUUGAUUAUCCCAGUGCUAGCUCAUCAGGCUGCUCCCACCCAGCCUGCAUCUUCUCUUGGGUGGGUUUGUUUUAAAGGAAUGAUGCAGCCUAAAGCUGUAGGAAAACCCCACUGUUCCCUGUACCUGCAAUACCAGGGACGGGUCAGGCUUUACAGAUUCCUCAUCUUCUGGUUUAAAGCAGCUAAUGUCUGGAGUCUAUAUUUAAACUUCAGAGGGAGGUGCCCAUCCUAGCUCUGUCACCUCUCCUGAGGAUGUUUUGUUAGUGAUGCUAGAAUGUUGAUGAGAGUAUUUUUUUAUAAUAAAUCCCCUGUAUGGAAAACCAAAAAAAGCCCCAAAUCCUGGAACUGCUCUUGCUGGGUUUAGUCUUGCUUUGCCCUAUCCUGAAAGGGAAAGGAGGAGGUCUGCAGGUUGUCUAAACUGUAAUGGAUGUCCUGACUGCAGUGUCUGGUGAGUGCUCUGAGCUGGAGGAACACCAACAUGUGUUCAGGCUGCUUUGGAGUCGUGCUUUUCCUGGGAAAAACAGACAAAAUCCAACCAAGAACAGAACUCUUUGGUGUUGUAUAGAAAUGCCUUCUUUUAAAAGAAGGGUGUGCUCCUUAACUCAAAGCCUGGUGGCUGAAGGGAUGCUCUGAGAUGUGUAGGGUAAGUACCAACAGUCCCAUGGCUGAGAUGGUGCAAUUCCAAGAGCAAAAGCUGCACUGCCCCCUUUUUAAUCAAGGAGGCAAAUGGCUGUGUCUGUUCCUGCCCCUCUCCCACGGGCUUAGCACACACCAGCAGUGACUGCCAAGCUGCCACAGCACCCUCAUGCAGAGGGGACAGCCAGGGCCUGCUUGGUGCUGGAGUCACCCUCUGGUGCUGCUGCAGCAGGCUGAGCUCAGCCAGUCACAUCCAUCAGCCACGGUGCCAAUCAGGGAGGUGUCAGCUUAACAGAACCACGCUUCCAAAGCCCUCUCGUGUGCCUGAAAGCAGAACUGGCUUCCAAAAAAGCUUUUCUGCAUCAGCUCCCUUAAAAGCAGAACUGAAACUGCUGGGAGGGGGGAAAACAUGUGUCAUCUGCAGCAGAGUCUGAGAGGAGAUGGAGCCGUGGCUCACUCUUGCUUCCCAGCACAUGAGGCUGGGCACUGCCCCCAUCCCUGUGCCUGGGCACAGGCUGCUGCUCACUCAGCUGCUGGCCUGCCUGCAGCUCCAGCCCCUGGCACACACAGGCUCCCCAAACAAACACAGCUUCUGGAUCAGUCUGUAACCCCAGCUGCCAUCUCUUCAUCAGCUGUAGUUUCUCUCUAGGAGGAAUCUGUACAAAAACGAGGCUGUGCUGCCUGCCUGAGGGACAGAGGGUGUGUUUCUCCCCCCCUAUAAAUUGUGGUCAGUUGAGUAUAUGUUUCUUACAGAAGAGCAUUUCCCCUCCAGCCUGUGUCCUGUGGGGACCUGGGAAGGUGUUGAAGCUCUAACCCAGUGCUGCUCUGGCCCUUCUCCCACUCUUAGGGUUUGUUUUCCUUUGUUUCUUUGGGAUUUCUUUCUUUCUGUGAUGAAUUGAAAACCACACCUAGAAGAAGCUCCAAGGCUACUGUUUACAGACUGAAAACACGCUGCUUUUACAGUACUGGGAGCACAAACCACAAUCCUUUUAGAGGUUUCCUCCACUCUUUGGGUGAAAGGGGUGGCUGGUGCAGAUGAAGGGCAGAAGUCUCCUGCCCUGCUCUGGCUGCACCCAGGACUAAAUGCCCAACACUUGUGUUGCCCAUCAGGUUUUGUACUUUUUAACUGUUUGAUAAUGUGCAUUCCCGUUUGGCCAGCGUUGGAUGAAUCUAUUUUAACCUCUAGUGCUCCUGGAGGGGUUUUCCUGGCUUUACCUGCAGCCUUAUCUGAACUUUCUCUUCCUUGAUGAGUCGUUAAUUUAUGGCGGUAGAUGAUGUGUGUGCCUCAGCCUUCCCCGGACUUCAGUGACACCACUGCAACUGAUCUGCUUUAAACUGG